CAAAAUCAGCAGUUUCUUCAUUUGCUGCAAUCUGGCGUCCUAAGUCUUUCACCUUUUCAAGAGGUACUGCAGUAGGUCCGGAAUUGACCUGUAUUGUGCCUAAAUUUCCUGAUGUCAGUGUCCAAAUUCCUCAGAGUUGUGUUCCUGUCAAUCAAGAUUUCUGUGUCACAAUCAAGGUACAUGGAACUUUAAAAUUCUAUACAUGCAUGAGUUCUGCAAGAUUUUCAUUUUCCAGUUUUGAAAGUUGUAAGAUUGGCGUGAGGGGAUUGUCUAAAGCAAGGAGAUAACACAAAGGUGUUACAAGAGUAUAGCCUAUACCCUCAGUUACUUGCCAUACAUUCCAUGAAUUUGGUGGCAAUAUUGAUGGAAAGAGAGAUAUAAAUUAACAACUUUAAGGUAAAUACAGGACAGUUGUGCAUGUGCUUUCAUGUUUGUGAAGAUACAUGUAGUAAUGUUCUAAUCACUAGUUUUGGUAACUUCAAAUUAUUUGUGGUAUUACUGUCCCCAAAUGUAGUCAUGGAUCCUGGCAAUUCCCUUUUUAAAAACUAGGUUUUGGAGAACUCAUUCUAAGCAACCAACAGAACAUUUGUUUUUGUUUUGCUUAGACAUAAAUGUCGAAUUGAAAUCAUUCCUGUCAGGUAAAUUGGUUUUGCGCUUUGUAUUAGUUUACAAUUAAUGCAGUUAGUGGAUAAAGUUAAGCAUGAUAUCAUGAUGAAUUAGCAAAACCAAGGUCUGAGUUAUCCGUGGGAGCCAAAGGUAACACAGACAUAGGGUUUGAUGAGUUAUGAUAUCAUGCAAAAUAAACUAAAUUAAAUUAUUGUUUUAUUAUACAUCUUUUAAACAAACUGCAAAGGAAGACACUUCUUUCAAAAUUUACAAAAGUCUAAGAAUACUUCACAGACAGUCAGGGCUUGGAAACUAGGCAGAGCUUGAAAUCGACAUGAUACCUGCAAUAUCUGCUGCAGAUAUCGGGUUAUUAUAAUGAUAACUUCACACUUAAUUGUAUAUUGAUUGAGUGCUCCUGACCAAUCAGACUUUUUAUGGUAAGUCCAAUAUAUACAUUUUUUCAUAACAAUGCUUAUAUUGCUACAUAAAACUUUGAGAGGACAUUUACAUUGUGUACUAUAGUUUUAGGUAGUUUUGAAAUUUCAUCCUGAAAUUCACUUUUCACAAUGUAAAGCAAAUGAACUUUAUGCUGGGAGUAGUUGAGUAUGUCCAACAUAACUUGUUUUGCUUUUAAAUCCAGGUACAAGAAUUCCUAAGCAGUGAGCUAAAAGGAGAGGGAGGACUUGUCGGUCCAGUUCUUUACAUUUCAAGCUCUCAAAAUGUUACUCUCAUCGCGCCUGUAACAAUAAGGAUUCCUCUUACCCUCUGUAGAGGAAAACAAGAGCCAGCAGAGUUAUGUCCUGGUGAACUGAGGAUAUUACACUGUGAGUCUCUAGUUGAACCACAUGACUGGAAAGACAUUACAGAUCAAUUGGAUGAACCGCCACGUCUUCUAAAUGGGAAAGCGCAAUUCAAAGUUAGGCAUUUCUCUGGGUAAGUAUUUAUUGUCGGCUUUAUUUAAAAAAAAUACGCAAGACGUAGAGGAAAUUUAACAGUAUUUUAAUGUACAGUCAUACAUGCAUGUAUUUCUUUUAGUUCAAUAUAGAUUCAAUAAAUAAAAUGAUUACUCGAGUACGUAGACUCAAGAUUAGUGUGCAAUGGCUGAUAAUCAUUUCUGUUGGGUUGCUUGAGCUGUAUUUGGUUUUACUUUUCUUUUUUGGCAGAUUCCGUCCAAUCAAGUUGAUCAGAUCACUUUUACAAUCUACUUCAGGCCUCACAGAGUUUUUAGGGAAACUUUGCAGUAGGUCUAGGCCUCAGCAUGCCCGAUUUUUUACGUGCUUGUGUGAAACCGGUGUUCGUGAUCAUUUUGGACUCAAACUUUUUUGCUACCCUCAAAGACUGUAUUAUGAUGUAAAACGGCAAAUAUCAGAGUGUGUCGUGCCCUACAAAGACGAAGGCAGCUCUUCUAAACCAGUCUAUGGAGAGGAGAAAAUUUUGGUAUCUCUUUCCAAGGCAAUCAUACCCCAGGGCACAGACCAGAAAAAUGCCUUACAAUUUGUGAGGUAUAAUAUAAUAUAAUUUAUUUUUGGCCCAUCAAGCACAUAUGAUUCAAUUGAAUACUUCUAAAUACGUUCAUGCUAGUUUUACAUAGAAAUGAUUUAUUCAUUCCAUUGUAAAAUUGUACAUUGUUCAAUUGUCAGUUAACCAUUUUUCGCCAUGGCUUUUCUAGGUUUCUUAUCAAUCAAUAGAGCCAUAGAGGUAUACAUGUUGGUUUUGUUUGGACUUAAUUGUCUUCAAAUGCUCGAUUUUAAAUAUUCAGUAGGCCUCUCGUCAAAUUUGCUGUCAUUUUCGAUUGCAAGAAAAUAUUUCAAAACGUGUGCUAUUCUAGACGAAGACUCGACUGGUGUACGUUGGGUUUACCUCAUUUAAUUCAUUUCUUUUUUAAUAGAUUCCACGAAAACGAAGUUUAUUACACAGCUGGUGAAGUUUGCCUAAGAAGUGAGAGUGUUCCAGUAGUGAAGUUUUGCGACCAAAAUCAGGAACUUUUGUGCAACAUUAUCAUGGUGUUAGCGUCUCAAGUAAGUGACAUCUUGCGGUUUGUGGAUUUGCUAAUUAAAUGCACUUUUAGCCCAGAGUUAAUAUAGUAUUGAUGCCAACCUUAUUAUAGUAGAUGACAAUGAAUUAAAAGGAUUAGCAAUGCUUUAACCACAGGCAGCCCAAGCUCCAGUUGUGAGAUGAUCAUCUUGCGAAAUAAGAGUCAUGGCGAAAAUUUUAGUUUGUAUGGGAAUAAUUACGACCGCUCUUAGGAAGUAAAAAUACAGUCAAAUUCUCAACAAAAAUAUUUCACCUUACUUCCAAAGUGCAUUGCCUGUUGUCAGACCACUUACUAAGAUGAAAAGAAGCCAUUUUAGCAAGUUCUUUAUUUCUAGGUUUCCUUCUCCUAGGAGUUGUAAACCUUUUUCCGAGUAAGAUAAUGAGAUCAUUUAAGGCGGCACGAAACUUAUUAAGGACGAAUCACUAGAAAAAAACACUGAAGAAUGUCGAAUAGGUAAAGAAAUAUCCUGCCCACAGGAAACAGUAAAUGAACAUGCAGGGCCUUGCAAAUUUUUGAUUUUGUGUAUUACUUUUAUUUUUUAGUUGCUUUAAAGUCGCUUUCUAUGCCUCGGCCUUUUUUCUUAAUUAUUUUUCCUUUUUCUUAUUAAUUAGUAAUUUUUUUGUAUUUCCUCAUUUCUAUUCACCUCAUACUCACCCGUAAUAUUGUAAAUUUUCCCUCCUCCAUUUAGGUUUCUAUUCCUGUCACCUCUGACUUUGAAGAAGGAAGUGGUAAGAUGUUGUUUUUGUUGUAGGUUUCGUUGUUGUUCGAAUAAAUACAAUUUACUAGACCAGUCAUCUUGUUCUAAAAUAUGUUGUUCGAAUAAAUAAAAUUUACUUAGGACCAGUCAUCUUAUGGGUUUUGAAAAUGACAAAGCACGUGUUCUCAACGGAAAGUCAUAAUAACCUACCUUACUUCAUGUGUCAAUAAAUCGGGCCGUGCCCCCCUUACGCUCAACAGUGAUGGCUUAUUGUCUCUGUUAUAUAUCAGUAAACUCAAUGCAGACCACGGUGCGUGCGUCCCUCCUUGCAGGGAAUUUGAUGCUGAAAACGAAUAAAGCACCAAAUAGCUCGGGAAAGAUAUAGAGAAGUGUAAUUCUCCAAAAAAUUAUUCCCUCGGCUAUAUCGUUAAAAUGAUGGCCUUAUUGCUUUUCGAAUGAAAUCUUGAAUCGAAUAUGUUUCCAUACAACGACCCCCUUCGUCAAAUUUGUCAAUGCUCAUUGUUACUUAUGGGAGAAAUCGUCAAAACUUACUACUUUAAUUUGUGAACGCUGAGUCUUACCCGGAUGAUCACAGUCCAGGAUCACCACAUCAAAGUUUCCGAACCAUAUGUGCCACAAGACUUGCAUUAGUUCCUAACCCAGCCAUCUCAUUAACCCCAUUAUUAUGCAGGUAUUUCCUCCCAAAGUGUGAAACAUUCAGUUGUAAAGCGUCCAAAUUCAGAAUCAUCGUCAUGCAGCCCUGUUGCAGCUCCUAGGAAGAGGAUACGCCAAUCUGCAGGUGGUACCGAGAUUGAAAUGCGCGAUGGAUUUUCCUUUUUAAUUUUAUUUUUUUCAAGUCUGCAUGUUGUUACGCGUUUAUUUAUGGUAAAAUUUGUUUAUGCAGAAAGACUGGCAUUAUAUUUAUUAGAAAUCCUCUUUACCCACUUAUAUAAGAGAAUAAAAAAUAAUGAAUUAAAACUGAGUGGGCUCAAUCCAACACCCGUGUAUCUUGAACAACUAUAACCUACUCUAGCAUUAACGGCUGGAGACUAUAGCUAGGAGACGUCAAUGACCUCUAUUUUCAAGAUGCUUGUUGGGCCAUACGCAAAAUAAGAGGUCAUAAAUAGAUAAUGAGUCUGGAAAACUUUCUAAGCGUUUUUUUUUUUUUUUUUGGUUUAUGUAUGGGUUGGGAAAAUGGUUCCCUGCCGCUGCAAAUGUCCCCUCGCUCAAGCUUGACAAUCUCUAGGGCAGACGAUUCGGUAUUGAAUGAUACCAAAAAAUGAGAAUUCGCCUUUCGCCACAACUGUUCGCUAUUCGCCAAAGCCUUGAAGCACCCCUUUUUUAAUUUUUAAUUUUAUUCUCCCUCCGUUGUUAUCCUCAGAUAUCUAUGUGGUUAAAGAUGGUAAACCAUCAUAUGAGAAGUUGCAAUAUCUUGCCAGGGAACUUGCAGGAAAAUGGAAGACAUUAAGUAGACGCCUGGGAUUCAAUGAAGCUGUAAUAGAUGACCUUGAUCAAGCCAAUGAGGAGCUGGCAGAGAAGGCUUAUAAAAUGUUAAUAGCUUGGAAACAAAAAGUAGGCUCCGAAGCCACUUACAAAGUUUUGUACGAUAACUUGUGUCACGAAUUGGUGGAAUGUAAAGAUCUAGCAGAGCAGUAUUGUUGCGAUAAGACUGCAGGAAAUGCCUCUCCUUAGUCAUAUAUACUAUAGAGACUGAGUCGUUUCUUUAUUACGUCAAAUAUCUUUGUGAGUACUCUAAAGAGCGUCUGUGUCGAGCAUUCGCGCUCAGUAAGUCGUUCGUUUUCCUUGCGAUUCAAGAUAGGGGAAAGAUUAUCUCUAAAAAAAACAUAUUUACUCGUAUUUUUGCACUCAAGAGUCGCUAGCUAAAGAAUACUAAGGUCAGAAUUCACUCAGACGUCCAGAACAACGAAGAGUCAAAUAACGUAUGCGCAUGCGCUACGCUUUGGCGCGGAAAACGAGUUUUGAGUCGUUUGCACGUUCGAUGUGCUAUGCUAUAGAUUCUAGCCGUUUUUUCCUUGCUGCUUUUUUUUACAGAAUAACUUACAGAAUAACUUAAAAAAACUUUUUACACCCCCUAGAUAUUUUCAAGAUUUAAUUUUCUUCUUAAAAACACUGGAAAUAGCAAAAAAUGCCUUCAACGACAACAAAAUGCCUUGGUUUUAAAUGCCAGCUCUAUUUUUCGCCGCAAAUUUCGAGCGCUUGAGCCCGUGUUAUUGACCGUAUAACUGAUGUAGCAUUUCGUUAUUUAGCUCUGUCGUCCAUAUAACUGUGACGUAGAAUUUUUUGUUUAGCUCUAUCGUCCAGAGCAAGUGAAGUACAUUACUACCCUCAAGCAUCUCAUCUCAUACUUCACAGCUUGACAUUAGAAUGCAUUUUUCUCCUUACUAUUCUCUGUGCAUUUCCAAAGGAACAGACAAAGAGAAUUGGUUUAACAGUUAAGAGCUUCUUAAGUUAGAGAUCAGUUACUAUAUUUUCGU
Messenger RNA from Pocillopora meandrina, 5833 nucleotides. Lineage: Eukaryota; Metazoa; Cnidaria; Anthozoa; Scleractinia; Pocilloporidae. The record is from the annotation of a GenBank genome assembly.